Messenger RNA from Trypanosoma rangeli, 777 nucleotides. RefSeq lists its product as uncharacterized. NCBI's taxonomy places the organism in Eukaryota, Euglenozoa, Kinetoplastea, Trypanosomatida, Trypanosomatidae. The record is from RefSeq and is a predicted model, not a curated record. The transcript has a single exon. The coding region runs from base 1 to 777 and encodes 258 amino acids.
AUGUUGUUUUCCUUGGCGUACGCCCUAAGCGCGGCGACGGUCCACCGCGGCGUCGGAUUUUCGCCUGGCCGCGCCGAAACGGAGCGCGAGCGCUUCGAUCGCGACUUCCGCGGCGAUGCUGAUGCCUUUCUUGGCGAUGCUGAUGCCUUUCUUGGCGAUGCUGAUGCCUUUCUUGGCGAUGCUGAUGCCUUUCUUGGCGAUGCUGAUGCCUUUCUUGGCGAUGCUGAUGCCUUUCUUGGCGAUGCCGAUGCCUUUCUUGGCGAUGCCGAUGCCUUUCUUGGCGAUGGCUUCGAUGGGCUCGCCGGCUUGCGGGCUGCAGGGGACUGCGCGGGGCCGCGUUUAGUUGGGAGCACGGACUUCGUUGGAGUUCCUCGCUUUGGCGAUUUUGCACGCAAUAUGCCGUUUGUUGAGGGGCUUCCACCACGCUUCGGCGUCGACUUACGCGGCGUCGCUGACGUCUUCGAGCGGACUUCACGCUUCGGAGUGGCAGAGCUGUUCGCUGGCAUACGGUCUGAGCGACGGGAGGGUGAGCGGGAGGUGGAGCGACUGCGAGGCUUCGUGGGCUGCGGGGAAUUUGUUGCAGCGUUGGGUGCCACUGUCUGUCGCCGCGGCGCGGUGGGCGUUGCACCGACGCUUCUCAAGAGUUUCGCACGCGUCUUGGGCGUCAUUGGCGUUGACUUCUUCGCCGAGGCCUUCGCCUUGGCAAUCACGCAACUCACGGAGUCGCGCGGCGGCGGCGUCGCCUCGCUCGGCCGAAUGUUGCCAUCAUCGUCGUAG